UAUAUUUCCUGCAGUGAGACAAAUGGUUGGCAAUACCGUGUGAUGUUGGCGGCACUGUUCAGCGCAAACGAAGCCAUUUUGAUAUACCAAACGGCAUUUUCGCAGGCGGCUUUUCUCGCAUCUGCAGAAAUCAAUUUUUCGUUGUGCGUCGAGUAGUGAACAUUAAAAUUUUCUUCCGCGCGAAGUUUUCGGAGUUAUGGCUGCUAAUUGGAUAAAAAUUACAGACAGAGCGCGAGAGGGCCUUAAAAUUAUAAAUGCCAUACCUUACGACACUUUCACUACUGUACUAAAUUUUGUACAUCGGCAAAUGACUCCCGCCGUCACCGAAGAUGUGAUAGAGCCCGAAAAUGCCUUGGAGGAAUUAGAACGCUUGGUUGGUGUGCCACGUGCUGAUUUUCUACUUAUGAUUAAAACAUUUUCCUACAUUCUUCGACGCACUUCCACAUUUGUUAUAAAACCAACUCGUUUGCAUGCAGAAUUACGAGAAAAGCUCGAACUUCAGGAUGAUGCGAAAAUCGAUGCGAUAGUACGACUGUGGGUGCGCCAAACUACGCCCAUCAUGAAUAGUUUGGCUUGUGAACGGUACGAAUCAAAUGAAAUCCAAGACGUGGCAUGGAAGUUAAAUGUUGAGAUUUCUUCGCAUUGUGAGCAACGUGAAAAAAGUGCCUUGGCAAUGUUGCAGCUAAAAACUGGUACUGGCGAAGAUAUUAAUUUAGAGAUGAACCACGACGAAUUACUACAAUUAUAUAACCAAUUUGAAUGCAUUCAAAGCGAGUUAGAUUCUCUAAAACAGCAGCAAGCGCAUCAGAAAGCACUGACGGAGUAAAUUCAGAUCUGACGUCUGCCCGGCUAUUUUAAAGCAAAAAGACGGACAUAACCUUUGUUUCUGAUGCGCUGAUUGCUCCAGCGAUGCAUUUCGAUAACUAUUCAGAUGCGUUUGGGAAAAGCAUACAUCGCCAAUAUUUUGUAUUUCGGCGUUAUGGAACAUUAUACUUUGAACGUAUGCAAAGCAAUUGACGUUUUGGAAGUCAGCACACUUACGCAGGAUACAACGAAUACACAGAAGCGCGAAUACCACUAUUGAAAUUUGAUUAACAUACUCACAUUCGUAAAACUUUCUUUAAAACGUGUAAACGUUUAUGAAAAAAUCAUGUACAUAUACGUUCGUUUAGUUCAUGAUUCAAUAAUAAAUUAUUAUUAUUGAAUCAUGAGUUUAGUUUGGUUUGUUGCGAUUGACAGUUAUCCCCAGUUUCACCAAUCGAUUUUAAAAUUUAUUUGACUGUUAAAAUUAAUUGGUGCAACCGGGCAUAAGACCGUCGAAUUUUCGAAAAUUACAAUGCAAUCUUGAUAUAGAUUGCAACCAAAACAACAUAACACCCAUUGAAUUUCCUCCCAAAGCAUUUAGCUCUAGACUUUUUUUUAAGAAACAAGCUUAGUUGAAAACCCUCUCCAAGAAGCGACACAGGGCUAUCUUUUCCCUUUUUCCCUUUUUCGAUUUUAUUAAAUCUAACUUGACAUUUUCAAUUCCGCAGAUGAUACAACUGCAUUAUCUAAAAAAUUUUCUGUUGCAUUUAGUUUUCUGUCUCAAGAAUUAACAUUAUACAUUGCAUUGACUAUGUGUAAGUUCUAUGGUAUAGUUAUCUCUGGGUAUCGCGAUAUUAUGUAGUUGUGUGUAAGAAAAUUUUGCUUGUCUCUACGUUUGAACUCUGCUUCUAUUUGUACAGCACUUGCCGAUCUUGUUAUGAUGCUCGAGCGGAAUAUGGAAAUUCUGGUAGGUACUAGUGGUUGCAUAAAACAUUGUUUUACGCCUUUCGAUUAAACUUAAACUUGAAUACUUUUGGAAAGCCGAUUUUCUAUAGGAGUUAGGUCGAUGUUUCCUGAGCUGACCAAUGACUUUAUAUACAACCCCUGCUUUAGUUUCUGGGCAUAUUUAAAGAAAAAAAUAAAUAACCUUCGUCCUUUUAUGAAGUCGUGUCAAUAAUAGUGACGGAGUAAGUUGUCUUUUGCUUGGUUUUAAAUAACAAGCCGUUAAUACAUUUUCACAAUGUUGACUAGCCUGGCAGUAUAGACAAUACAGUAUUUGACCGGCAAUGUCCCCGAGUUGACAAGUUUGGAGCAAAGGCCGGUUUCGUAUUGAAUAAGACGAUUUUCCGAAUAUUGAUUUAUUUCUUAACGAGUCGCUACAACCGUGAUUCGGAUUUGUUCAGUAUUGUAAAUAUUGUAAGGAGUUUAGUAUUUUCUUAGCUCUACAGCCGCAUUUAGGUGAGCAUUAAAAUGCCCCACAAUGAUUCCAAAAGUAAAACGCAAGUAAAAACGUUGAGUCUUGAAAGUGGGAAUGUUUUAUUCGGCUCAUCGCCGUUCUUUUAUAUGCUUACAAUCUACCUUAUGAGUAAUCUAAUUUACAAACUUACAUUUCUAAGUUGUUAGUCAUGCUUAUGAUUCUACGUUGUUGUGCAUGCAUACAUAAAUGUAUAUGGGUUCAAUCGAGUUUAUGUUAUUGGAGAAGUGCAGCGCAAGCUAAAUUGAUUUGAGUACUUUGGCCUAGUUAUUGCCAAAAGUAUAUUGAACUUUUUACUUAAUAUUGUGUGAACAUUUUGUUUUGCUUAGCUGUCAUGCUACAGUAUAUAUUUGGUGUAGCAUAAAUGCAAUUACAAAUUAGGGGUAUAUUUUUAGUGACUCAACCUUACUGCUUCAAAAAUACAUAGCAAAUAUCACUACUACCCCAGAGUGAGUGGUGUGCGUUUGCGUUUGUCUUUCUAUAGGAGUUAAGUCCAGGUUGUUUGGUGAACAGAUCAAUAUGGCUUUAUAUCUGUAUAAUUCUUUUUUUGGUUUCUAGGUAUAUUCGAUGCAAUAACGAAAAUAAUAAUAACCGUAGCUGUACGAUCUUAAUCGAUGGGGUAAUGCAUACGGUUUAUAGGUAAACCGACACAUUAACUCUAAUUAAGAUCCAUAUUAUCGGCGACCUUUGAUGCGGUCUUUAGUGCAUACUUGCAAGUAUAGUACUCCUGCAAACACACGGUACUCUCAGAAGUUUUUUUAAUUAGUGGUGUUAAACGAAAUAUCUUCAAUGAAAGUGUUGGUAUCGCUGCUACCCCACAGUAUAUGAUGAGCGUUUGCAUCUCAUCUAAUUAUAAUAGGCAUUGUUCAUUUACGGGUGAUGAUUGGUUUAAACCGAUUUAAUCCGAUGGGAAAUAAAAUAAUUUGAGUUCUUACUUCACUGAUGAUUUAAUGGCUUCAAUAAAAAAAUGAUACAAAAGGGAGUUGAUUAGAGCUACUUGAAUCGAGUUAAUAAUACUAAGCGUUCAGAGGCACGUCUGUGCUGUGUAACAAUCGCAGUGCCAUUUAUUUCUUUAGUUUUUACAUUUCAUUUUGUUAGUUAAGGUUUAUGUACAUACAUAUAUACGUAUAAAUAAGUAUUCAUUUUGCUAGUUCUACAUUUCAUUUUGGAAGCUAGUGUGUAUGUACAGGCAGGCGUAUGUGUAGGUCGUUCAUUUGGAAUGGUUGCCACAUUACUCGUCCUCAUCGCCGACAAUCAUGAAUAUUUUUUCGGCUAUGCAAAAGAUUCAGUCGAAAUAAUCGUCCCAUGAUUUGUUUUCGUUGCUAGAGAAAUACGGCAAAAUUUCACACAGACUGCCUCGAGCCCCAAAAUAUUUACUGCAGUCGUUGUGCCAGGCCGUGCUUGGGAAAACUUAAGUUGUCGCGUCAUUGUGUUAAACGAUGGUGAUAUUUGCAAUAAAGAGGGACGCGGUUGUCUUGGAGUCUGAACUGCGUCUGCAUGUGGUAGUGGGAUUUUUGCUGAUGGGACACGUUUAUUUAGUGACUACUCAAACCCUUCCUAUUCAACGGGUUCACGUAUUCAUACAGCCCGCGACAAAACGAUAGCACCUUAACGACUAUUUAUUUGUGCUGAUCCCUUGUGUUUAAAUAUUUUUUUUUUGUAUAGGCUUUGUGGAUCUAAUGUUCGCAAGUGCAAGUAAAACUAAAAUUUCUUCACUUCAUGCCCAACGUUUCGCUAAAUUUCCUUAGCUUCUUCAGGGGCGGAAAUCGAAGAAUCGGCCAAUUGGGAUUAAUCCCCAAUUAGAUCCUCCCACGCAUCGGCUACGUUCCCGUGUAUCCUUUUGUUUGUUUAAUGUUCAUUCUUUUUCUCUAAAAUUAUAGCUCUUUAUCUAACUUGUAAAUAAAAUUUCAAACUUUGAAAAAAAAAAUAUAAAAAUUUCACAAAUUUUACGUCCACGCUUCAAGAUUCAGUCGAAAUAAUCGUCCCAUGAUUUGUUUUCGUUGCUAGAGAAAUACGGCAAAAUUUCACACAGACUGCCUCGAGCCCCAAAAUAUUUACUGCAGUCGUUGUGCCAGGCCGUGCUUGGGAAAACUUAAGUUGUCGCGUCAUUGUGUUAAACGAUGGUGAUAUUUGCAAUA
Molecule: messenger RNA, 4416 nt
Organism: Rhagoletis zephyria (snowberry fruit fly)
Lineage: Eukaryota; Metazoa; Arthropoda; Insecta; Diptera; Tephritidae
Gene: Vlet
Product: COMM domain containing 10 protein valette
Source: RefSeq, a predicted model, not a curated record